AACAAAGCGCAAAAGUACAGGACGCUACGCAGAAGGGGGGAGAGAGUAAGUAAGAUGGCGGCACGUGCACACGCAGCGGCCUCUCUCUGUCCCGAACGGUGUUUUGUUUUGUCGUUUGAUGUGGGUUUGUCCCACAGUUUUGUGUGUUCGUCUCGUCCUACUGGUUUGUGCUACAAGUACAGCGGGCUGGUUCUGCUCGACAUCGGCGAAACUGCCCGUGUGCUCACUCGGAUUAUUCGCUGGAGCCUGACAAAAGGUGGAAAAUGUGGUGCAUCGCGAGAGAAAAGCUUCGAUCCAACCCAAAUGUGUUUGGACUGGAAGGGCCUCUUCUCAGCUGUCACUCAAGCCUCGGAUGCAGCCAGCGUGCCGAGGGAGGCGGCGCCGACGGCGGAGCAUCGGACCAUGGAAUGGCAUUUUUGAGAGGUGGAGAGAUGAGCGAGCGCUGAGCAAAGGCGGCACAAUUCAACGACAAGAUGCCCAAGUUGAGACGCUGACGCAGCUACCAUGACCACGAAAGGCUUGUCCAGCAGCCACGCUCACCAUCACGGCGGCGGCGCUUCCUACGACUCGGUGACGCUCGCUCGCUUGGAUGGUCAGCCCCGUUUCCUGAACCCGGCCGGCGAGCCUCGCCCGUGCUACACCCAGCGCAGCUCCUUCCAGUCGGAAUGUGGCGGCGGCUACCCGCCGGACCUGGCCAGCUGCACCUUCCCUCGCAGACAUUACAGCUCCCAUCACGAGCUGAAGGAGCAGUGCGGCGGGGCUCUGACGAUGACGGCGGCGGCGGCGGCGGCGAGCGAGGAGGGCAAAAAUAACAACGAGCGGCUCUCCCGUAACCCGCCGGAGCAGUCGGAUCAGCGAGCUUCCGUGCGACGGGAAGGCUACCACACGCUGCAGUACAAGCGCACGGCCGUGGUGGAACACCAACGCAGCGACAGCCCCGGGCGAAUCCGCCACUUGGUUCACACGGUCCAGAAGCUUUUCACCAAGUCCCACUCCCUGGAGGGGCCUUCGGGAUCCGCCCCGAGCGGGAGGCUGAACGGCGGCGGCGGCAAAUCCAGCCCCGACGAGCCGCCGUCUUCGUCGGGAACCCAGAAACACAACAAGCGCGGCAAAAACAAAGACCGCUCCAAGUCGGAGCCAAAGAUGCGGAGCGCCAUCUCCGGCUACUGGAGCUCAGAUGACACCCUGGACCGGGAGAUGCGCCUCUACCAACCGUCGGGCGUCAUGACGGUGGGGCGCCGCUGCCCGGAAAAGUCGCGGUCGCAGUACUUUAUGGAGUCGUACAACACCAUCAGCGCCCAAUCUCUCGAGACGUCCCGCAGCAACAACGACGUCAAGUGCUCGUCCUGCUCCCGCCCGCCACUCCCGCUAACGGAGAAGAGCUCGUGGUCUUCCACUCUGACGGUGAGCCGGGCACGGGAGGUCUACCAGAAGGCCUCUGUCAACCUAGAUCAAGAGCUAGCCAAAGGCGAGCGGGGACGCGCCUCCUGCCACUUCCUGCAGGUGCCUCAGGAUGACUGGGGCGCUUUCUGCCCGCUGGGCAAGGACCAGCAGAUCCCCUGCCGGAGGAUGCGAAGCGGCAGCUACGUCAAAGCCAUGGCUGAGGAGGAGGACGACGACGACGGCGGCGGCGACGACUCGGACUGCGGCCCCGAACCUUCGCCCAAGGCGCAGGCGCGGCGGGCCAGCUACCUGAAGGCCACGCAGCCGUCGCUCACCGAGAUGACCACGCUCAAAGCAGCCAGCCCCGCCCUCCUCCCCUCUAACUGCGAGCGGCUGAGGCCAAGGAUUUCCACGGAGCACUCGCCCAAGCUGCAGAUCAGGAGUCACAGCUAUCUGCGGGCGGUGAGCCAGGUUUCUAUCAAUAGGAGCCUGGACAGCUUGGACCCGGCGGGGCUGCUGGCCUCGCCCAAGUUCCGCUCCCGAAACGAAAGCUACAUGAGAGCCAUGAGCACCAUCAGCCAGUUGAGCGAAGUGGAGGUGAACGGGCAGAUCGAAGCGCUGUGCGAGGCGGUGUUCAGCGAGAUGGAGUCGCAGGCGGUGGACGCGCUGGAUCUGCCCGUGCCCGCCGGCUGCUUCCGCGUGCGCAGCCACAGCUACGUGCGCGCCAUCGAGAAGGGCUGCUCGCAGGACGAAGAGGAGGAAGAGGCCCCGGGGCGUGGAGGAGGCGGAGCCAACCGCAAGGCAGGAUCGUCCCCGCGCACCACCACUGUCAGAACCAUCCAGAGCAGCACAGUGUCGUCAUGCGUCAGCACCUACAAGAAGACCCCCCCGCCGGUGCCCCCGCGGAGCACCCCGUCCAAGCCCUUCAUAUCCAUCACGGCGCAAAGCAGCACCGAGUCGGCCCAGGACGCCUACAUGGACGGCGGCGGCAGCGGCGGCGGCUCGGGCCCGCGCAAGGGCAUCGGCUCGCAGCCGACCCUGUCCAACUCCACCGAGAGCAUCGACAGCAUGAAGGCCCUGACGGCGGCCAUCGAGGCGGCCAACGCUCAGGUGCACGGCCCGGCCAGCCAGCAAGUCACCGCCGCCGUCUCCACCGACACCAAGGCGCCGAAAGAAGCGCUCCGCAAGUGCCUCUCCAUCGGGAUCCAGGUGGAGCCCGAGGAGGAGGGGCCGGCGGAGGAGCGCUCCAAGUUCCACUCCGUAGGAAUUCAGGUGGAAGAUGAGCGCUGUCAGCGCCGCAUGACCCGCUCCAACAGCGUCACCGCCGCCGUCCAGGCCGACCUGGACGACCCUUCGGACGGGCCGCCGGCGCCGCCCCGCCACUGCGCCACCAUGCCGCGCCAACACUCCCGCGACGCCUCGGCCGCCGCUUCCACGGUCCGCAUCCAAGGCUCGGGCAACCACUACCACGCCUGCGACUCGGGCGAGGCGGGAUUGGACCCGUCCAUCUUGCCCCCUCCGGACCCGUGGAUGGACGGCGCGACCGAGCCGGAGCCGGCGGCCCUCCAGGCCGUCAGCCGCUCGGUUUGCCCUCGGGAUGGCCGCUGGUUCCUCAAACUGCUGCAAGCGGAAACGGAACGGAUGCAGGGAUGGUGUCGGCAGAUGGAGCGGGACCAGACGGACAACCAACUGCCGGAGGACGUCAUGGGCAAGAUCCGCAGUGCAGUGGGGAGCGCCCAGCUGCUCAUGUCCCAGAAGUUCCAGCAGUUUCGGGAGCUGUGUGAGGAGAAUCUGAAUCCUGACGCGCACCCGCGGCCCGUCUCCCAGGACCUGGCGGGCUUCUGGGACAUGUUGCAGCUGUCCAUCGAGAACAUCAGCCUCAAGUUUGACGAGCUGCACCAGCUCAAAGCCAACGACUGGAAGCCUCUGACGCCUCCAGAGAUCCAGGUGCGAGGCGUGCCACCUCCCGUGCCAAAGAGGUCCCAGAAGGGCCACGCCCCGCUGGCGAGGGACCGCUCUCUGGAGAGCUCCGAGCGGCAGCGUCUGGAGGCCCGCAAGCGCCUGCUGGCCGCCAAGCGGGCCGCCUCGGUGCGCCAGAGCUCCGCCACGGAGAGCGCCGACAGCAUCGAGAUUUACAUCCCCGAGGCGCAGACGCGAUUAUGAGACGCUCCGGCCGGCCGCAGUAGCGGGAGAUGGCAAGGGUGCUAACAAACUUUACCGCAUCACUGUCGCCAUGGGAAGAAGUGGAUGAUUUAUUUCUCCGUUGAUUCACCACGGAGCACCCGUUCCCUGGUCUUUCCACCUCAGCUUUUAUGUAGCGCCCAUGUCCCUCAAGUCCAAACGCUCACAAUGGCUCUCACUCGUGAUGUGUCCUUUAUACGUAGGUUAGGCAGCAGCAGACAUGAUAAACUUAUUUAUAGAAUUGUGGCCAAACUCAAGGCUGCAACGCUGUAGCUAGCGGUCCUCGCAUAACCAGACCUCCAAGUUGUUCAUGGCAAUGAUAUAUUUGUUUUAAUAUUCCAUGUCACCUGUCUGUACACGACCUCUUCGGCUAUAUAAUGAGCUUGUCGGCGUUGUAGCGUAACAACAGAUGGUGAAAUCAAAGCGCAGGUCUUUGGCUUGGCGGCUCACCCUUGUACGAUGGUGCGAUGAAAUGAGUCUCUUGCAGUGGUCAAGAGGUUACAUUUUGUUUGCGCUGUUGUGCAGCUUAUUCGGAAAAUGAAAUCGUGUUUGUUUGUUUGUUUGUUUGUUUGUUUUUGUUUUGUCUUGUUUUUGAAGACACCCCUCGUGCGGUGCGUGCGUGCGUGCGUGCGUGCGUGUUUUGACAUCAUUCAGUCAAGUCCUUCCUAUGAGAGUCAGCAGCCCCAUUCAAAACAAUAGGUACACCCGCACAAUUUAAAGCGACAAAGACGAUCCUGCCUUUGCCUUGUAGUUGAACGGAAUAUGUUACCUUGAGUCUUACUUUCGUACAACCGCACUGCUCUAAACUUCUGUCGGCGACAGUUGUUGAUCCACGGACAAGUAUUUACAUAAUUGAGCAAACCCCUAAAAGUCAAGUUGUUCUGUCUAAUUCCACUCUGUUCUAUUUUUUAUUGUAUAUUAUUACAAUCAUUUGAUUGCACCCUAAUCUAUUGCUUCAAAACACAGGAUUAUUCUUGUAGUCGCUUUUUUGAUGAUCCAAUUAUAACUAUGCAAAUUUUAGUCCUUGACGGGGGAUUCAGUUCAAGUUCACUCAGUUUAAUAGUUUGUGUUACUUUAAUAUAAUAAGUUAAUACCUUUGUCAUUGUUUAGGCAGAAUAUACACAGGAUAUGAUUGUUUGGGUGUACCUAAUAUUGUGGGUGUAGAAAAGGUCGACACUGAGUCAGGCGCCCUCAGAUGAGUUUGACGGGUUAUUUUUAAUAAACUGCUUGUAUCUUUUUUAUAAUGUCAUUUUAUAACAUCUUGAUUGACAGUAUUAAGACAAGACAACUGGACAUUUUCCUCCUCACAUCAUUUUUUUCCAAUAUUUUCUUUAUAUAUAUAUUUUAACUAUUUAUUGAGUAGGGGGACUGUUAACCGGCGCACUGACUUCAAGGCCCUUUUACUGUGUUUUCGUCUUUUGGCUUUUCCCUUUGCGCCUUAAUUUGGACAGUCGAGCCCAAAGGGCGUCUCAGGCGACGGUGCCGGUGCGUGUGCGCGCGCGUGUGACUGCAUACGCUGUCUCUGCUGUCAUUCAAGUGGAAUUUGCCAUCACUUAGGAGGCGUGACUAGUCGGCUUGUUGGAACUCACCUGCUCGUGUUUUGUGCCAUUGAACUCGGUCGGGGCUUUUGGCUCGCUGACGUUCCGAAAGAGAGUGCGUGUUUUAGAUGCCAUUGCUCAUUUUUAUGUUUUUCUAUUUUUAUGGAUUGAAUUGUGUGCGUGUGUGCGUUCCGUCCCGUCCCCAAAAUGACACUCUUGAUCAUCUUGAUAAGAACACAUCAACUCCUGGUGUAGCAGGGAGUGCGUGACGUCCUUCAAUUGUACUUAAAUGAAUGUUGUGCAAACGGAAUCCGAUAAGUUAAUGAAGCAGACCUUUUUUGUAAUUAAUGUUGCUACGUGUUUAACGGAUGUGACGGCGGCACGCGUGCGCGCGAGCAUUAAAGUGAACCCUGUGGCCAUUUG
Molecule: messenger RNA, 5525 nt
Organism: Syngnathus typhle (broad-nosed pipefish)
Lineage: Eukaryota; Metazoa; Chordata; Actinopteri; Syngnathiformes; Syngnathidae
Gene: dlgap1b
Product: discs, large (Drosophila) homolog-associated protein 1b
Exons: 15
Coding region: 505-3546 (1013 amino acids)
Biological process (GO): signaling
Cellular component (GO): postsynaptic specialization; glutamatergic synapse
Molecular function (GO): molecular adaptor activity
Source: RefSeq, a predicted model, not a curated record